Molecule: messenger RNA, 1005 nt
Organism: Sclerotinia trifoliorum
Lineage: Eukaryota; Fungi; Ascomycota; Leotiomycetes; Helotiales; Sclerotiniaceae
Source: the annotation of a GenBank genome assembly
GUUCUCCUGUCAGCAGCAGCGGAAAUUGGGCCAAGCCGCAAGUCUGCUAUCGCAAUAUUAGCUAAUAGUUGGUUCAAGUCCAACAGCAUUCGAAUGACGUUAUUGUAAAGCUCAGCUCCAUAUCAGUCCGCCCGUCGCAGCAGUUCAGCCAGUAAAUAUGCCAGAAACACAAUUACUUUCACGGCCUGUCAUAGAGCCGCGUGUCCACGAAGGUAAAUUGGCCAUUAUAACCGAAUCCGCUAGAAGUAAGCUCUCAUCUUAUAGCUUUAAUCCUUAUACAAUUUUUACCAGAAUUCAGGUAUUGGUGCUGGAAUAGCUAGAAAGUGUUGUUGAGAAAGAAUUCCACCAUAUCUACGCUGUGAAUGUGCUAGGUCCAACACUCUUGACGGCAGCUUGCAAGCUAUUUCUGCCCACUGAUCGAUCCGGCCGCGUCGUGAUCAUGUCUAGUAUCAAUCCCAAGAUCGGAACACCAAAUAGGACCUUGUACUCGGGGACGAAAGCGACGAUGGAAGCGAUGACUCGUGUGUGGGCCAGAGAAUUGGCAGAGAAUGCCAAAUUCAAUGCUAUCAACCCCGGACCUGUGAUGAGUGAUAUGUAUUUGUCUGCUCCAGAGGAAGUCAAACAAGAAUUGGCGCUAUGGAAUCCAUUGACGCCAUUAGCGCCAGUUAGAGAAACAGAUAGCCCGGAAGUCAAAGACUUAGGUGAGCGGCUGGGCGGCAGAGCGGCUUAUGAUCAUGAAAUUGCAGGCAUGAUUGCAAUUAUUUGCGAUCCAGAUUCAUCGUGGAUGACUGGGAGUCUCCUGAGUGCUAAUGGUGGAUUGUCGUUCAUUAUGUGAGCGGCAGUGGGUGAUGAAAAGUCUAAUUUUAUAAAAUGCUAUCCGCAAUAUUCUCUUUAUAAAAUUGACCACUCGCAUAUGGACUACCGGUCCCAGCAAUGAAAGCUCAUGAUGCGAGUUGUCAAGAUUGUUCAGCGACGUUCCGGGGCAAUACCUGUGCGGGAUAAACG